This is a messenger RNA of Anopheles merus, 12830 nucleotides long. RefSeq names its product polypyrimidine tract-binding protein 1 (gene heph). Gene Ontology annotation, molecular function: mRNA binding. The transcript has 13 exons. The coding region runs from base 2806 to 5574 and encodes 922 amino acids. The record is from RefSeq and is a predicted model, not a curated record. Gene Ontology annotation, cellular component: nucleus. Gene Ontology annotation, biological process: regulation of RNA splicing; mRNA processing. Lineage: Eukaryota; Metazoa; Arthropoda; Insecta; Diptera; Culicidae.
GCACCGUUUUGUUAUUACCUUCGAAAAACCAGUCGAUUUUGUUUCAGUCUUCAUACAGUCUUCGCUUUAACCCGUUCCAAUCUAUCCGCCGCUCUCAUAGUUAUCAGUAUACAACAACAACAACAACAACAACAGCAACAACUACAAUAACAACUUAAUAUUAAUAACUUUACAAAACAUUCUUUCAAGUGGGUUGAGUGCGUACAGUUUUUCUUCCGUGCGUCGUGUGUGAAGGUGUGUGCAUGGGCCUAAAGUGUCGUGCGCGUCCCUAAGUGCAUCCGUGUUUACCACGCGCUCGGUUAUCUUUGUGUGUGUGUCUGUUGUUUCCCCUCCCUCGUGUGCCAAAUCUUCUGCCUGCCCGGUCGAAGGAGAGCGUAGCGUGCACUCUACAGUACGGGGAGAGUUUUCCGUUGUUUCGAUUUUCACGUCGCUUCCCUUUUCCGUAAGUUACAAGUGCCCUCUCAACUACGCACCAUUUUUUUUGUUUGUUCGUGCGUGCGUGCGUGUGUGUGCUGUAAAGCAAAUAACCGCAAAAGACACCGGACAGUCUCGCCGUUUGCGCCGCGUUGAGCGAUUGACGAGUGUGAGUGUGUGUGAGGCGCAGUGUGUGCACGGCGUUGGUAGUGGUACGGCUAGCAUACCCAGCACGGGAAGGGGCCAGGAAAACGCCGCUCCGUGGGGAAGAGUCAACGCGUCGAACGCGUCGUAGGGCAGCGGCACAGACCCAUCAACGUGUGUACGACGACGCCCUUGCGCGGUGUGUCCAUUUUCACCACUACGCUUCCCCCUACCAACGCUUUCCACUACUGUCCCAAUCCUUCAUCCUCCAGUCCCAAGCAAAGCCCCCAGACACGCUUACCUUGGUCCCGUCACCCACCUUGGUCCAGCAAACCAGCAAACAAAACAAAUAAAAAAAAAAAUUAUACAAAAACUCGCGCGCGCCACGUACACGCGCGCGGCAGUGGCUGUUGUGGUUGUGGGGUGAACUACACAUUGGCAAUACGCACAAGGGCAAAGGGUAUAAAAAUUCCCUGUGCAAACAGUUCGUAUGACCGCCGUCUCCCCUGUCACAGGUUGAAUGAGAUUUUAGCCUGAAAAUCCGCACCGCUGCCGCUACUACCGAUCGCGCCCGAUAAAUCAUUUUGCCAUAGCAGCAUCUAGUGGUACCACAAAAGGGGUCGCAAAGGAUCGUUUUAAGCUCGGGAAAGGUUUUUGAUUGCACAAGAAAACCAAAAAGAAUAAAUCAUCUUUGCCCAUACCCGCGUUUGAGCGAAUGAUUCUUUCCGGCGAUCGCUGAUUGAUCGCUCGUUUCUUUCGGACUUUGGCGACUAGCAGGGCGCGCGUUCGGUGUGCAAUUUACACACACACACGUCAGGGAAGCAGCACAUAGCCCGAAGCAAGGCAGAAGCAAAAGAAAAGAUAGAAAAGAGCCGUGGUGAUAUUUUCAACUGCAAAUCAUUCUCGCAUUCUUUCCCUUUGCACACACCAUUCAUAGUGUGAGUGUGUGUCGAUAGUGAUUUUAUUCUCAUCUUCUCUGUUGUUGUUGAUAGGAAAAAAACCAAAGGGGGUUGAAUAGGGGUAGAAGCGCGUGAACGAAACGGGUUUGAAGGUAAAAAACGGCUAUCCAAGAAGAAUGAAUAGAACUCUCUAAUGAGCAGCAGCAGCAGCAGCAACACGCUGAGACUCGAAGCAGCUAACCAAAGCAACUAGCAAAAGGGAGAAGAAGGAAAAAGAGGGUAAAGAAACAUAUCAAGGAAAAGCGAUCAAGGAGGGAAACUAAGCUGAGAAAAUAGCCAAAAGCUUCAAACAGAACGGGACUGGCGUGGUGGUGGUACCGAGAUUCUUAGCUUUUUAAUGUGAUGAGCUGCUGCUGAAUGGUUACUUUUUUGUAUACGUAUUGAGGAAGUGUAUGCAUGCGUGUAUGUGUGAUAGCGUGUGGCUGUGUGUGAGAGAAAGAGCAACAAACCAAAAAAAAUAAAGCCAGAAAGGGUGCGCAAGGUGCAAACACGAAACGUGCGAAGGGUGAGAUCGUAGCAACUAAACCAGAACUGAUCCAUUGCGCGCUCGUUGCGUGUGUCGCUGUCUCUCUGGCGUUCUGAAUCGUCUGCCCAUUUUCUCUCCCGUCUACGGAAGAAGCGUGAUCAGCAGGGGUGGUGAGGAUCGAAAGCAUAGCAUAGAGUCAAAAUAAAAAUUAAAGAAAAUAAAAAAAGCGGAAGCGAGCAAACCUUGGGUCAGUUGUGUGUACGAAGGUACCACGGGCAACGAAGUGUGUAGAGUGAGAGGGAUCGGAUAAAGCAGCGGGAAAACCACGAAAGGUUGAAAGACAGGCCGCUUGAAAAAGGUUGACUCAGGUUGCGUGUUUUUCGUUCAGUCAGACAACGGUCAUCCUCCUUGGUGCUCUCUCUGUCUUUCUCGUUCUCUGUCUCGGUAUUUACUUCGCCGGCAAAGGGAGCGAAGAUAGAGCAACAUCUCACCGCGCAAGAACCUGUGCGGAGAGUGUGAAGAAGAACGCUUAAAGGCACGCUGACGCGGCAUCAACAAUACCCGCGGUUGCGACUCGCAGCGAUCGAAGAUCGUCGACCGUUGCCGAGCGUAACGUAGCAAAACCGGUUCCAGACAUAAUCAAAAAUAAUUACCAACCAAUACCAAACCAGCUCGAGCACACAGCUCCUUCGCCUGGUCUCUCUUGGUGGCGUUCUUAAAGCAGGCGAGCAACAACCCUCUUCCCAGUUUUUUUUGAGGGCGUUUGUUGUGCGUACUUCAAUCCCGUCUUGGAAUCGCUUUUUCGAUUGUCUGCGUGUGUGUAUGUGCUAUUGCAUACACACCACACGCAUACAUUCCGGAGGUGGUGAUCAUCAGUGGUCGCGUCGAUUUUGGUACGCGCGCCGUGGCUACCAGCUAGAUCCAUCCGCGGGAAGCGAAGGUGAACGGUGGGCGCACCACCGCACAACGAGCACACAGCUAGCAACAGCACCACCAGCAGCACCAGUGCCCGCGACCGCGUCCCUACUGUACCAGCAGCAGCAGCAGCAACAACCGAGUCCAGCAGUGAGUGCCAGUGCUCCCUCGGCAACCAACGUCACUGCACUGUACGCGGCCGGUUCCUCCACGAUCCUGCACGUAGAGCUUGGUCGGGCCAGUACCGGCGAACUAGUGAGCGCGUUCGCGAACGGACUUUGCUGCAGUCAGCAGUUGUGCUACUGUGGACACUGCUACCAAGGGCAGGCCGUACCGCCACAGCAGCAGCAGGGUAUCUUCCUAUCGCCGGCGGCACCAGCGCUAACCACGCAGAGCUAUCCCGCGAUACUCGCGCAGGAUCAGCAGCACCCCGUCGUCGUUGGACGGUACGCGGACAUCUCCGGUCUCAACACGAACAGUAGCAGCAGCUGCAGCAGCAGUAGUACUACGGAGCUGCUGAAUCACUCGUCCUCCCCGACGUCGUCCGGUGAGAUCGGCUACUAUACGACUGGCGGUACCGCCACCAGCACCACGUCCACACCGUACCAUCACGCGUAUCCGGCUCCGCAGCUGUUGAGCCACCAUCCCCAUCAUCCCCACCAUCCUCAUCCACAUCAUCUGCCGGCGCAUCAUCCGCAUCCGCUGCUAGUUCAGCAACCGUUCCAGCAACUCGCUCAUCAGCAGCAACAGUUGCAACUCUACCACCACUACCACCUUCACCAGCAGCAGCAGCAGCACCAGUUUCAGCAGCAACUUCAGCAGUACUUCGACAGCAGCCACAGCAGUCUCAGCAACAGCAGCGGGAGCAGCAUCGUCAGCAGCAAGACACUAAGCAUGCGAGGAAGCGACGAACUACUUAGUCAAGCAGCUGUUAUGGCUCCAGCGUCGGACAACAACAACCAGGAUCUCGCCACCAAGAAAGCCAAACUGGACAGCACCAACACAGUGAUCGGUAUGGGCAUCACGAAAACAUCGCGCGUGGUGCACAUCCGCAACAUCCCGAACGAGGUGAGCGAAGCCGAAAUUAUGCAGCUCGGGCUGCCGUUCGGACGCGUCACGAACGUGCUGGUGCUGAAGGGCAAAAAUCAGGCAUUCAUCGAGAUGGGUGAUGAGACGGCUGCCUCGACGAUGGUGAGCGUGUUCCACGCCAAUCCGCCACCGCUGCGGGGCCGUACGGUUUACGUGCAAUACUCCAACCAUCGGGAAUUGAAGAUCGAUCAAAACCAUGCAAUUGCGAACGUUACGAACGCGCUGCAAGCACAGGAUCUCACGCAGUCACCGACCGGGUCGCCGUUGCCGCUAUCGAUCGAACAUACCAACAGCAACUCGCAGAACGCCAGCAGCAACAACACGAACAACAGCUCCACGACACCGAGCAGCGGUGGUGGUGGUGGCGGUGGCGGCAGCGGUGCACCCAACACCGUGCUCCGGGUAAUCGUCGAGUCGCUGCUGUAUCCAGUUUCGCUUGACGUGCUGCAUCAGAUAUUCCAGCGGUUCGGAAAAGUGCUGAAAAUUGUCACCUUCACCAAAAACAACUCGUUCCAGGCUCUGAUACAGUAUCCCGAUGCGCAGACCGCCCAGACCGCGCGAGCAUCGCUGGACGGGCAGAACAUCUACAACGGGUGCUGCACGCUGCGCAUCGACAACAGCAAGUUGACGGCACUGAACGUGAAGUACAACAAUGACAAGUCGCGAGACUACACCAACCCGUCGUUGCCGUCCGGUGAGCCGGGCAGCGAUGUCAUCGCGAGCGCUGGCGGGCUGGUAUCGGCGAGCGAUCUGCUCCUGCUGGCGACCGGUCAGCGACCGCAGCUGUCCCGCGACCGACUAGUCAAAUUAGACAAAUCUCCCUAUUUUCUAGUGAACGGCUUAGCGACGCCGGGCGUGAUGCCACCGUUCGGGCUCGGGCUCGGUACGCCGGCACUCGCGAGUGCCUACGGUGGCGCCCUGCCCAGCCUGAACGCGUUUGCGCUCGCAUCGAACGGUGCCCUCGGAACGCCGAACCCGGCCAACGUGCGGGGACUCUCCAACGUGCUGCUCGUUUCCAAUCUCAACGACGAGAUGGUCACGCCUGAUGCUCUAUUUACCCUCUUUGGAGUGUAUGGUGAUGUACAACGUGUAAAGAUUCUCUACAACAAGAAAGAUUCAGCAUUGAUUCAGAUGGCUGAACCCUACCAGGCGUAUUUGGCUAUGACCCAUUUGGAUAAGCUUCGUAUCUGGAACAAAACGAUCCGCGUGAUGCCGAGCAAACAUCAGGCGGUGCAGCUGCCGAAGGAGGGCCAGCCGGACGCGGGACUGACCCGCGACUAUGCACAAAACCCGCUGCAUCGAUUCAAGAAACCGGGCAGCAAAAACUACCAGAACAUCUAUCCACCAUCUGCUACACUGCAUUUAAGCAACAUUCCAGCUACCGUAACCGAGGAUGAAAUCAAGGAAGCUUUCACCAAGAAUAGCUUUGAAGUGAAAGCUUUCAAAUUUUUCCCGAAGGACCACAAGAUGGCGCUGAUACAGCUCAGCUCGAUCGAGGAAGCGGUGUGCGCGCUGAUCAAGAUGCACAACUACCAGCUGUCCGAGUCAAACCAUUUGCGCGUCAGCUUCUCCAAGUCCAACAUCUAACUGCGAGCGCCCGCGUACGCGAGCGCCAAACACGGUACAUCGCCGGUACAGCUGCCAGUAGUAGUUCCACCACCACCACCACCACCACCAUCUACCCCGCCACCACCACCGCCGCCACCGCCACCACCGCCACCACCGCCACUACCAUCUGCUCGCCCGCCCACGGCAUCGCAUUCAUCAUCGAGCGGUCCCGCAUCGGUCAGCGACGAGACCAUCGCCGGAACUAACAACACGGCGUCAAACUCACCUACCACAACCACCACCACCACCUCCGCCUGCUCUUCCUCCCCACCUACAAUCACAACAACAACAACAACAACAGCGACCUCGGCAUGAUCGCGGUAAGAGACGCAGCAACAAGCACGGUACCGAACGAAACACGGUUGUUCCCCGUUUUGGUGGGGAAAGGAUAGCAAGGGUGGCUUAGCAAACAAAAACAACUGCAGCUAAAUACGAGCUAAGAAAGCAGCACAUACACGCCGUCUAUAUGAUGAGACGGGGCUCCGCCAACCGGGUCCUGGCCAAACAUGCGUUUACAGUAGCCUAACAAGAGAACGAGUCGAAUUGCACGGAGGGUGAAGAAACAAAUCUUUUUUGCAUUAUCAUACAAAACACGUGUUGUUGUAAUCCGAUUCCUCCUGCGUUAGCGUCGUGGCCCGUUGCGUAUGAUGCAAACUUGGUUUGUUUGUACUGCGUACAAUCGUCACUACUCCUGGUACUACUGCUGCUGCUGCUGUUGUUGCUGGGGCAAUCAAAUAUUGAUUAGAAUAGAAAUGAGAAUAGUAAGGAGAAGAUGAGGUACAGAGGAAUUAUGAAUCUGCAUUAGAAUCUGCACAGCAGCAGCGCAGUAGUAGGUAGUGUGGUUGCUGCAGCAAACAAAAGCGAACGCGGAACGGGAAGGAUACAGAUAAAAGAAGAAGAAGAAGAAGAAGAAAACAACAAACAAAAACACACAUAAAAAACCAACACAUAGACAGUAGAGACAAGUUACUAUUUGAACAUGAUUAAUGUAAGGUGUAGAAUGUUAGUAGUGAAACAUCUGAUGUUGUACUAUCAUUACAGGAACAUAGGUUGGAAGAGAGAACGGUGUGGAGCAAAAACUCUAUAUACACAUAUACAUAUAUAUAUAAAUCUAUAUCAUCUCUAGCUGAUAUACUUGUGCAAUGGAAACACAGAAAAGGGAGAUUUUAAUCCUUUAUGGGGACUUAUGUGUUUGUGUUUGUAUUUGUGAGUGUCUAUGUACGCGCUGGGGUUAAAAAUGCUGCACUGUAACAAUUGUGGAUAAUAGUUUGUUUGUUCAUGUUGAGUCUUGCAACUGUUACAAGCUCGAGAUCGUUCGAACCAUGGAGCAAACGAAACAAAACCUUACGCACAUACACAAACACAAAUAUUAACAAAAAAUAGCAAAAGAAACUCCUAUCCGGGCGCGCAAGUAUAGAGCAUUACACAGACACGGAAGAAAAUUCUUAUCACGUCCAUUCGAGACGAACCAAAAGCCAAGUCAUUUCAAAGCGAACAGAUCAACAGAGUGUUUAAUGGGAACAAAAUAUAUCUUUAUGUCGAAACAAAAGAAAAACAUAACAAAAAAAGGAAGAAAAUGGGAAGAAAACGGGCAUGGUAGAAAUGGUAAAAUGCGUUUAGAGAAUUGUUUAGCAAAUGCAGCACAGCAGAGAGAGAGAAGAGAGAGAGAGAGAGAGAGAGAGAGAGAGAGAGAGAGAGAGAGAUAAUGAGAGAAAACUAAAAAAUAUCAGUGACAAAAUAUCAAAAUCAAAACAAAAGAAACAAAAAUCAUUCGUAAACUGACAGGAACAAAUGAGAAGAACGGGGGGAGAGGUAAAUAGAGUGUUGUAUUAAAUUUACAUAAGAGAAAACAAACACACAUACAUACAUCAAUCAUAUACACAUUUUGCAAGCGGAGGUAUAAAGCAAGAAAAGCAAAAAGAUUCAAGAGCCAAUAUGAUGCACCACCACAGCACUGCAUACCAGGUAUGUGUGCGUGUGCCCAGUCGGUCGCCAGUCGCAUAGAACGGUAUGGGUAUAUUAUGUGCGUGUGUGUAAAAUAAUGUAAGCGAAUUUAGUAAAUUUGUAGUAGUGUUGAAGUUUGCUAGUUGAUGGAAUCAUGAUCAUGAAGCUAUUGAAGAACCCGUGUAUGUGCUGUCAGCAAAAUCCGUUUUUUCGGAGCAUGAGGAAGGCAAUCAAAUCAAUCAAUCAAAUCCCCGGAAGUGUGUGCACCUAUACAAACACACACACACAUACAGAUAGGUACCACAGAACCGCCAGAACCGCCAUCUCACGAUCGCUCUCCUGCAAAAACACCCAAUUAAAACAGAAAUAUUUAAACGUUGUUUCUUCAAACCGAAACCUACACCCAAACCAGUUACAUGUAGGUGUGACGAAAAACGAGCCGCAUUGGCAUCAUACAGAGCGUGCAGGUCGUGAGCAGAAAGAGCGCUAAGAUUUCAAUCUCGGUACCGAUAGCACAGGAUUUGGGUGGUUUUCUUGCUCGUAUCUUUCUUCGCCUCGACGUCAGAGUUUACUACGGCAUGGAAAGGGAAACGCACAGAACUGGAGGCUUUGCGUGGGUGUUAACAAAAGUUCAUAAAAAGCGAGCGAGAGAGAAAGAGUAAAGCAAAGUACAGUACAGGGACGGACAGUACAGUAUGCGCAGGGAAGGUAGGAACAGUUCAGGAUGGUGCAAGCCAGGAUUAGCGAAACCUUCAAUUCAAUUAAAAUCUACCGCGGCGCCGCUGCCCGCUAACAGGCGUAACAAAUCAGAUUUGCUUAUUCCCUUUUCCUUUAACAUCUUUACGUUUCUAUGUUACGUUUAUCGUAUUCCCAUUUCGUUCCUACUCAUGGUGCGACUUAUUCUCGAAUUUCAAAUACAUGGCAGUUGAUUUGUAAGAUCGCGUUUAGUAGUAGUAUACGGUAUGAUAAAUGAUCUUUCCUCUCGAUGCUUCAAGCAGUACAAUAGGAUUUACAAGGUCAGGAUGAACAGAGCAGAACAGGAGAUACAGCGGGUUACACCAACCGGGUAGGUAUUAUUUGACAUUUAAGGCACUGGGCAGGACAAAAGGCAGCUGGACCCUGGCGAUGGCAGGAGCUAGAUGGGGGCGAUAUAUUUGAAUUUGAAAUAAUUUUCCAGUAUUGUUUAGGGUAUCUGUUAAGAACAGGGAUUAAACGGGCACUGGGCAACCAAUUAAUGCGUAGGUUUAUUAUCGCUAUUAUUAUUAUUAUUAUAAUUAUUAUUAUUAUUAUGACUUUAAUUAUUAUUGUAAUAAUUAUGAGUACGGAGUAAGCGUUACUGCCGGUGUGGUUGUAUGUGUGCGCUGCAAUAUUUUCUCUUGUCGUCAACUGACGACUCAUUAGAUGGUUUAGGGUGGUAAACUGAUCUUGCUUUCUACCGACACAUAUUCGUUAGUUUGCUCUCGAACGGAAGAGGAGCCGUAAGAACAAAACUGCCUACCAACUGUUUUCCUUAUUUUCACUAUUCCUCACACUCCGUUUUUACUCUGCUUUAUCCCAUUUGUAUCUUCCUUUCUCUCUUUCUCUGUUUUAUAUUGUUUGCACCAAUCAUUUAGUAAAGCUGCUUUACUAAAGUUGCUCUGUGUUUGUGCAAUUAUUGUGUGUGUUUUCAAAUGCUUCCUUUUUGUGUUCACACUUUCAUGUUCGUGCUCUCUUUCACUCUUUCCCUGUGUUUCAUAUUCUUUCUGUUAUUCAAUUUACUGUACUUGUUCGUUAUUUUCUCUAUCACGUUUCUCUCUCAACUGAAUAAGAGACUUCUGUUUUUCUCUUUCAUCUUAUUUUUCUUUUGUUUUGUUACACUUAGGGUUAGCUUUAGCAAAUAGAGAUUUAUUAAAUACAGAGAGACCAAUUGAGAUUGAGAUUAUAAUACAGUUUUUUUUUCUUCUUUUUCUUUUUGUUAUUAUAUCGUCUGACGAAGACCGUGGUAAGACAAAACAAACAUGACAUCGAUUUAAGCUAAAUUGUUGUCUUAUAUUUACAAAGUGGAGCAUUCUUGUUUGAUUAAAUCAUUCCGUUUAUUCCACUGCUGAUUUCUUUUAUUUUCCCAUUUUCGGGUCUUAAAACGUUUUUUUUCUUCUUCUAUGGAAGCGUUUCGCUUAAUGGUGCAAUAUCGUUGAGAACAGCGAAUGGAAAUUUCUGUUGUAAGAAGUUUUUCCUUCCCUCUUCCCUCCUUUCCAAGAAAAAAGUAGAAAACACCCACUCUAGCAUGAGUUUUGGGAUUAAGCUUUUCUUUGUUUUUCUCUUUCCAUUUUCAAUGGCUUUUUCCUUGUGUUCAAGCAUGUAAAGAAAACACAAGCUUAACUUUUUGUUACGUACGGCUGGCGCAUUGUAUAGGUUGUAAAGAGCGAGCAAGAUUGUUUGUUGAUGUUAAUGUUUUUGGAAGCAAAAGCGACCAAACCCCGCAUGAUAGGGAUGGCAGCUUUUGUUUUGUUAGUUUGUUUGUUUGUUUGCUAAUCGAAUACAUUUCAUUCCCCGGGAAAGGAAAGCUGAUGAAAAACAGGGGUUACUACUGCUUCUAUCACAGCAUACCGUCAGCCUCAGGCGUGUUGUUUAGACGGUAGGCAUACGGUUGGGACAAUGUGAAACAAGCAACGUGAAAAUGGAAGGAUACGAACAGAGUCAGUAAUAGAAGCACCGUAACGGAAGUAGUAUGGAAAAAAAACAGGGAAACAGAGCGAGAAACAGAGCGAAACAGAGCGAAACAGAGCGAAACAGAGAAAGAAAGAAAAGAAAACGGGUUUGCUGAGAGAGAAAAAAAACCAUGAAAAAUCGAGUCAGUGAGAUUAAGUAGAAAAGUAAAUAUAUCGGCACAACAUCGGAGAUAAUUUUCUAUUUAAAAACAAAAACACACACACACACACAUCCUCACAGGAAUCAUAACAAGUUUAUUAGGCAAUUGAUGGAAAAUUUAGAACAAAAAGAAGAAAAAACUAAACAAAAAAUUAGCAAAUAAUUGAUAGCACGUGAACGCUGUUUGAAAGUCGAAAAGAAAACAUGAAGGCCAAAAGAAACAGAAAAAUAAAACGAUUAGCGAACUGUGCACAACGGAUGAUCCGCCGCAUGCAUAACGAUCAUUGAUUAGCUAGAGAUCGUGCGCAGUGGGGAACAUAACAACCCUCCCCCCCCCCCCCCCUCCCCAUUUACAACAACCCAAACCACUCAUUCACCUCCCGUGCAAAAGAGGCGUAGAUAAUCAACAGAGCAUCAACAGUAAAGGAAGCAACGGUGUUACCGAACAAAUGUAACGUUAAACGGUUAGGAGAUGAAGAGAUGGAGAGAAUCGAGAAUCAAUCAACACAGAUCGUCAUCAUUAAAACACACACUUACACACACGACCACACUUUCUUUACAAAAUAACAACAACAACAACAACAAAAACACACCUUUCUCUUUCUCUCUGUCUCUUCUUUGUAUAUCGCGCAGCUGAAGGAUGGGAAUCAAAUUAGCGAAAAAUGUGCAAACAUGCGACACGGCCUCGCUCCGUCACUACGCAUCUCAAACGAUGGACGGACGGACGGAGGCAAUUAGUGUUGCAGUUGCAGUUAGGCAGGUCAAGCGAAUCACUCUAUAUUGAACCAAAUCUCUGAACUCCUACAGGCGUGCGUACGCGAACAAUGGAGCUGUGUAAACACAACAUCUAUGUCAACCGCGAUGGAGACGCACGGUGUGUGGUUCAACUGAGAUUGAAAUAUUAUAUGUAAGAGAAAUCUCGACAAUCAGAUGAUGUUAUAUUUUAGCGAUAAAUCUUUAAACAAGAAAACCAACAAAACAAAUGGAAAAAGAAAACUGAAUGGUCUAUGAGAGCAAGCUCUAUUAUACAUAUUACACGACCCGUACCCAACACGACACAGAACCACUUCCUCUGCUUACAAAAUCGCGUAAAAACACAUACACUCAAGCACACAGCCAAACAAACACAUGCAACAGCAGCGCAGUAAACAAGGAAGAAAAGGAAAACACAAACCAUACCGAGCGUGUUGAGUGUGGGCAAACAAUGGUUGAAUCUUCUUCAUUAUGUGUAGCUUAUAUAUAAAUAUGAUAUACAAAAACCAAUCGAAAACUAUCCUUAUCUUACCCCUUAGACCAGCAGGAGCCAAGCAAGCAAGCAAGCGAACAGAACAGAACAAACAGAACAUGUAUGUGUGUGUUACAUAUUUGAAAGUUGCAAAGGAUGGUAAUGUUUCAUAUUUGAUAGAAACCCGGUCUCCUCCAUGCCCAUACGAAAACCCAAUUUGUACAUGAAGGUUGGCUUAAAUGGCCAUUUACGGAACAAUCAAAGCUAUGCUAAAAAGCAAACGAGAGACCGAAACAGGGACGAGGGGUGUGUCGGGUGAGCAACCGGAGCAGGGUUUGAAGAAGAAAGAAAAAACGAAAAACAUUUACCAGCAGCUCUCUUUGUGUAAACUUCUUCACACACACACAAACACAUACGCUCUUAUACUAUUGCUCGAUCGCGAGUAGUAUCUUUGUUCACGCGCCCUCCUCACACGAUGCAUGUACGGGAAAAGGGUACGAUAGAAGAGCGAGAAAACGCUCGCUACGCUAAAGCGAUACAAUUAUCCAUUUGUGUUUGGUUUUAAGAUUCGCGUCUUUUUUUUCUUUUUUUUUCUUUUUAUAUGGAUUUUUAUACUUUUCACUAUUUACUAGCCAUAAGUUUUCACUAUAAGAAGAUCGAUCGUUUACAACAUAAGCCUCCGGGGGAAGCAAACAAAACCAGAACAGAAUUACAGCAAGCUGCUACUAUUGCUACUAAUGUACUAUCUACUAUAAAUUACUAUAACUACUACUAUCACUCGACACUAUUAUUACUUCUUUUUCCUCUACUAUUACUACGUCGUCUACCACUACUACUACCACUACUACUACUAUUACUACUACUACCACGCUAUUACACUAUCACUAUUGAAAGCAUCUAUUCCAAUCUUUACCUCGCUCUCUCUCUCUCUCUCUCUCUCUCUCUCUCUCUUUCUUUAUCGCUUUAUCCCUUUCUCCUCGCCACAAUUUCUCUUUCAUGCUCUGACCUGUGUGUGUGAUAAAUCGUUUAUUAUGACUCGCACACAUGUACUAAACAAUCGCUUCGCCACAUUCUUAGAGCAUGGAACGAUUACAGUACAUUGGCUUCACGGCCAACACGGGCAGCGGCAUUUCUCAAGGUGAGGUUUGCAUUCAAGAUUUGAUUUACCCUUACCCACACCCCUCCCCCCUCCUGGUUCUCUCCUCAACGUAAAAUAAAA